Messenger RNA from Leopardus geoffroyi (Geoffroy's cat), 10914 nucleotides. RefSeq names its product integrin subunit beta 1 (gene ITGB1). Gene Ontology annotation, biological process: cell migration; cell adhesion mediated by integrin; cell-matrix adhesion. Gene Ontology annotation, molecular function: collagen binding involved in cell-matrix adhesion; integrin binding; C-X3-C chemokine binding. Lineage: Eukaryota; Metazoa; Chordata; Mammalia; Carnivora; Felidae. The record is from RefSeq and is a predicted model, not a curated record. The transcript has 16 exons. The coding region runs from base 7100 to 9775 and encodes 891 amino acids. Gene Ontology annotation, cellular component: focal adhesion; cell surface; integrin complex.
UAUGUUUAGUUUGUUUGUUUUUUUUAAUUUUUUUUUUCAACGUUUAUUUAUUUUUGGGACAGAGAGAGAGACAGAGCAUGAACGGGGGAGGGGCAGAGAGAGAGGGAGACACAGAAUCGUAAACAGGCUCCAGGCUCUGAGCCAUCAGCCCAGAGCCCGACGCAGGGCUCGAACUCACGGACCGUGAGAUCGUGACCUGGCUGAAGUCGGACGCUUAACCGACUGCGCCACCCAGGCGCCCCAAGAGUAUGUUUAGUUUUGUAUGAAACCACCAAAUUGUUUCUCCAAAGUGGCUAUACCAUUUUGCAUUCUCACCAGCAAUGAAUGGAAGUUCCUAUUGUUCUAUAUCCUCACCAGAGUUUGGUGUUAUCAGUGUUCAGAUUUUGGCUAUUCUAAUAGGUGCAUAGUUGGGACUUGUUGUAAUUUGCAGUUCCCUAAAGACAUAUGACAUGGAACAUCUUUUUCAUAUGCUUAUUUGCCUUCUCUAUAUAUCCUUUGGUGAGGUAUCUAUUAAGGUCUUUGGUCUAAUUUUAUUUUUUUAUAUAUUAAAACAAAUUUUAUUUUAGAGAGAGAGUGCAUGAGUGGGGGAGAGGGGCAGAGGAAGAGAGAGAGAGAAUCUUAAGAAGGCUCCAUACUCAACACAGACCCCAAUAUUAGGGCUCCAUCCCACAACCCUGGGAUCAUGACCCGAGCCAAAAUCAAGACUUGGUUGCUUAACCAACUGAGCCACCUAGGCGCCCCUGGCCUAUUUUUAAUCAGGUUGUUUGUUUCCUUACUGUUAAGUUUUAAGGGUUCUUCAUAUAUUUUGGAUAACAGUCCUUUAUCAGAUAUGUAUUUUGUAUGUAUUUUCUCCCUGCUGAUGAAAUUGAAGUGUUUCAUUUCCAGAGCCAAUGAUCUGAGUACAGAAGAAAAACAGUUUAGCUGACAUUUUAGGCAUGUGGCAGGCAUAAGCAGUUCUAAAUAGGGAAUUCUUGUGAUCAUAGAGUGAAAAGCCUAUGACAUCAGCCAGAAACAAUGCAGAAAUCCUAAAGUAGAAAAGCCACAGGGCUUAUUCUUCUGAAUAAUGUUAUAUGGAAAAUAUUCCUAGGAAAUAUAAUUAAAGUUUAUUUAGAAUUGUUAUCUAAUUAAAAAUUUAUGAUUUUUGAUUAGGAAAAUUUUUAGAUAUAAUUUGAACGCAUUUAAGUCCCAGUAAAUAAAUUGGAGAUUUGAAAUAACAAGGUUCUAGUUUCUCUUUGAAGGAUCAUUUUACCUUAAAAAUUAAAUACAAACACUCUUUAGUUGUAUGGUUUGGUCACAAAUGAUUCUACUUUUUCUGUUCUACUUCCUACAGGUUAGAUAACACUGCAGUGAAUAUCUUGUUAUAACAAAAUAUUUGGACAUUUAUCUGAUGAUUAAAAAAUUAGAUAAGACUAACCAAUAUUCAACUCAAAAAUCUAGGGCAAAAAAAAAAAUUAGUCUCUUGGUCUGUAAAAGGGACUGAUUGCAUCUGGGAUUAAAAAACUGAUUCUUAAUGUUUUGAGGUUAAGAUCCCAUUAAAACAAGAAAUAUCUGCAAAAAUACAGAGCUGUAUAAGUGAAAUUCUAUCUACAAUUUUGGGAGUUAAUGUAUUCAUGGGUUGCCUGUGUUGACAUAUCAAUAACUCUGUCUUAAAUAAUAUGUUAUGGGGAUUAAUCUGGGGGAGGAGGGUGUUUUACUUCCAAACAAAUAUACCUUAUAUACCUUUCUAUCCCUAAUGAAUCUGGUCUAAAAUCAAGCUAUUCUUAACUCAAAAUAGCAAAUUUUCUUGAUACUCAAAAGUAAUUAAAUAAAGAAAGAAAAUAACACUUUUAUAGUCACUUGCCAUAACUCACCGGUAGCACCACCAUUUCCCGCACUGAAUGACCCCGGUUCCUAAAAAUAACUCCAGUGCUGUUCAACUGCUUAUAUUUGGCAUAUUCCUCAUUCUUAUUUGGGAAAGCACAUUCCCUUCUCCAGCUGAAGAAACUCAUGAAAAGAGCUGCUUAAAAACACUGCUCCCUCUGGGCUCUUAAAAAUGUUCAGCAUCUGAAUGCUGGGAGAGAAUGCUCACACCCAGCGGAGGCAAUACUGGAUGGACUGAGCAAGAGAAAAAUGGGGAUGCUAUAUAUGGAAGACAGGAAGCAGAACUAGUUGAGGAAGACUCACUCGUAAGUGACCCAUCUUUACAGUCAUAAUCCAGCAACUGUUAUCUAGAAAAGGAAAAGCUUGGGGCGCCUGGGUGGCGCAGUCGGUUAAGCGUCCGACUUCGGCUCAGGUCGUGAUCUCGCAGUCCCUGAGUUUGAGCCCUCGGUCGGGCUCUGUGCUGACAGCUCAGAACCUGGAGCCUGUUUCAAAUUCUGUGUCUCCUUCUCUCUGACCCUCCCCCAUUCAUGCUCUGUCUCCCUCUGUCUCAAAAAUAAAGGUUAAAAAAUUUUUUUUUAGAAAAGGAAAAGCUUUAAUAGCUAGCCUAGGUUAUAAGGGACACAUUGAAAAUCAGGCCAGACUGUUCUGACAUGUUCCACCCUACUUUUAAAUAAGCAAAAAGUAAAGAACUAAGUAAAGCCUCAGGACAGGACAGUCAAAUACACAGACACACACCAUGUAUACUGAUGGUAGCUGUCUUGCUUCAUGGUUGCUCUGGCAAUUAGGGUACUGAGGAGUGUUGAUGAAAUCAAAGUCCCAAAGCCAAAAAUACAAGUUGCAAAAUAAAUGAACUUCCAGUUUCUCUGCAUUACAUGAUUAUUUGCAUGUUAUUUAUAUAUUUGGAGACAGAAAAAGAAGGAACUGGAAGGUCUGUCUCACCCUUUCUUAUUUUUCAAAAAGCCAGUAAUUCCCAUGGCUGUUUUGUUUUGUUUUGUUUUGAACCAAAGCACACAGAUUCACAUUUUAAUAGAGAGAUUUUAGUUUCCUAGGAAAGGAAAUGGAGUUAUUUGUGAUUAACCCAGGGGAGCGUGGGUGGCUCAGUCGGUUAAGCAUCUCACUCGAUUUUGGCUCAGGUCAUGACCUCAUAGUUCAUGGGAUCGAGCCUGGCAUUGGGCUUGGUGCUGACAGCACAGAGCCUGCUUGAGGUUCUCUCUCUCUCUUUCUCUGUCUCUCUCCCUCCCUCCUUCUCUGCUCAUGCUCUCUUUCUCUUCUCUCUCUCAAAAUAAAGGUUUUUUUUUUUUUUAAAGCACUUCCAUAUUAGCAUUUUAAGACAUUAUCAGAGACUUUUUAUUCCUUCUCUCCCCAUCCAUUCAUCUUUGUCCUUUUUAUUUUUUUAAUGUUUAAAGAGAAGUUAUGAUCUAAGUGGCUGGAGAUGGCAAAUGAGGAAAAUAUACCUAGGUCACUCUGUAGAAACAGUUCUUAGAAAAGUAAAUGAAGACUCACCUAGCCGUUGUCAAUUUGUUCCAGAAGCCAUCACAUACAUUUAUCAUGGUAUUUAAAACACAAGUCUUGUUGAUCAACCAGGUUACUGUCAAAGAUUUUCCUCAAUUAAAGUUACUAGUAGGGCAUUUUCAUCAAUACAAACUGCUUCAUUUACCACACUCAUCCCUACACAAUUUUCCCUCCCUAUCAUUAAUGUUAGAAUUGGUUUUCACCUAUAAACCUGGAACGUGAUUUGCAAUGUGUCCCUAUGUAUCCUCUUUGAAUUUCUAAAACUAUUUCUCAUUCCUUAUUGUCUGGACAUUCUUAUUUAUUGGGCAACCACAGAAUCUAUCAUCCAUAUCUUGCAUGUACUUUUGGGAAUUACGCAUGGACAACAAACUGUGACUAUCUUGGGCAUACCAGGACACAAAGUCUCCCUGCUUAUUUAAAAGUGAUCUGGGGUUGGCGGGGGGGGGGGGGGUUGCCUGGGUGCCUCAGCUGGUUAAGCAUCCAGCUCGUCAUUUCAGCUCAAGUCGUGAUCUCACCAUUCUGAGAUCAAUGGAGCCCCGUGUCCAGCCCUGUGCCUGCUUAAGAUUCUCUCUUCCUCUCCUUCUGCCCCUCCCUGGCUUUCCCACAUGUGCUGCUCACUCUCUCUAAAAAAUUUAAAAAUAGAGGCAAUCUGGUAUAUUGUGUGAGAGUGUGCCAGUCAGUAGCCAACACCAAGAAAAAUUUGGUCUUAGGUAUACUUCUAUUCCUACAAUGCAGGCAUUCAUCCUUUGUUCUAAUCCCACAGGAUCCCCUGAUGAUUAUUGCACGUUGAAAAUGAUUUAUAGAUAAACAUGUACUAAACUAUUAGCCCACAAAAGUUUAUACUAUUUAGGGUUAUUUCUACUCUCAAAGAUUGAAAAGCUGUCAAGUUAUCAUGGGAUGCCUACUAAACACAUUCAUAUGUGAGAGGGUAAGUCCCAAGACUGCUCAAACUGCAAGGGAAAGACAGCUAUCCACUCCUGAAGCCAACAUCGGUUUACUCACUCCCAAUCCUGUAUUUUAUAAUCACGGGAUUAAAUACAACCUGCUAGUUCUAAAGGUCAGUAAUCAAAUUGUGAUCCUGCUGCUUAAAAGAGAUAAUCAAGUUCCUAGAGAACCUUUAGUUUCUUUUGUGCCUCACUAAAUAUUAGUGGUUCCUUUCAUUUAUGUAAGCCUAUCCUUUAAUUAUACAUAGAAGUAGGAUUAAAUGCUGAUUGAAAGGAACCUGAGUAUCCAAUAGUCUUUGCUGGUGAGCAACACUGAAACUUCACUUUGGAAAACGGGGUGAAUACAUUUCAAAGAACAUAUAGUAGUGUGGUGGCAAAACUAAAGAAAAGGCCAACUUUUAAUUAUCUGACAUAAUGACUUAUGAGAUAGAACACAAUUCACAAAAAUCGGGAGACAGUAUAGGUACAAUAUAAUUUGAAACAUAAGCUACCAAUAGAUGUUCUAUCAUGAUUUGAUCUGGCAAUGUGACUUGCACUAUUCCUACUUACUAGGAUUUCCUGUUCAGCAUGGUAACACUGACCAACCCUUUCGUAAUCAUAAAUUUUAUAGUUAGCUAUCAAUUGAUUAAUAUUUUAUGAAAUCACAAGUAGAGCCAUACUCUUGACCAAUCACUGCUUUUCUCAAUUACCAUAUUUCUUUAAUUUCUCCUCUUCAGGGCUCAUAACUUCUGUACAUAAAUUGCUACUCACACUUCAGUUUAGCCAAAUGGUCUAACCUAUCCCAAGGGAGAAAAAGGACCUUUUUAUUUAUUCAUUUAUCAUACAUUAGCUGAGCCACUAUUAUGUGUCCUGGAAUAAUGUUUGACCCUGGGAUUAGAGAGAUGAUUAAACUGCCCUUGAACUCAUUUAGUUUAGGGUUGUACAAAUCUAAACCUCGUAAUUUUCUUUUUUUUUUUUAAUUUUUAUUUUAGAGAGACAGAGAGAGAGAGAGAGCAUGAGUGAGGGAGAGGGGCAGAAGGAUAGAGAAUCUUAAGCAGGCUCCAUGCUCAGCAGGGAGCUGAACGAGGGGGCUUGAUCCCACAACCCUGGGAUCGUGAUCUGAGCUGAAAUCACAAGUCAGACACUCAACUGACUGAGCUACCCAGGCACCCCUAAAUCUCAUAAUAUUCUUGUGGCAAAGAGUGCCUCCUCAAAUCACAUAAGAAAGAAAAUUCUGGGAAAUGUAGUGCAAAAUCAGGCAUUAUCAAUUAUGCUUUAUCUUUGAACUUCAGUCUCCCAUGUUGAGACUAGGCCAAUUCUUAGUAAUUUUGAACACUGGUAUAACCAAGAAUCCAAGAUUCUUUAAAUCCAAGAAUGUUGAGGUCUUGUAGCAGCUUUACUCUUGGGAUAACAAUAAACAUCAUUUAGCCUCAUCCAUUAAGUGGGAAAAAUCAACCUCAUCCCUUCGAGGUCUUCAGAGAUUAUCUAAUCAACAGAUUUGAAUUUGCUGGUGAGCAAUAUGCAAACUUUCCAUAAGUAGAAUUAUCUUAUUUUAUCUUAUUUAAAAUUGGCAGCCAAGGGGCACCUGGUGGCUGAGUCUGUUAAGCAUCUGACCCUGGAUUUCAGCUCAGGUCAUGAUAUUCUGGUUUGUGGUUCUAGACCCUUGACAGGCUCUGUGCUGGCAGCACAGACCCUGCUUGAGAUUCCCCCUCUCUCUCUCUCUGCCCCUUCCCCAUUCGCGCACACACACUCUCUCUCAAAAUAAACCCUUUUUUUUUUUAAGACUAUAAAAUUCACAGCCAAAUGGGCAUAUCAGCUUCUAAUUUUCCCCAAGUGAAACAUUACUCAGUUUCAUAAAUCUCAUUUGAACUCUAUUCCCAACAGGGUGUUGCAGCUGGCCGGGCGGCAUGGCUGUGACAUUUUCUGUUAACAGGAUGGCGGCCUGCCAGCAGCACAGUCUGAAUUACUAGGUUUCAAUAUGAUGUUGGUUGGUACAAGUUCCAAGCCUCUUAUCAAAAUGUGUCCAGCCAUUCUCACAAUGAAUGUUUCCCUUCCAUUUUAAAUGUUCCUCCUCCAGCCCUCCUCUCCACCUACUAAAAAAAAAGUGAAGAGAAACAGACACUGUAUUCUUAUGGAUGGAACUUUCCCUCCUUAUUCCUGUUCCCCAUAAACGGACCUCCAGAUUAAUCUAACAAAAGCAGAUCCCCAAUUUACCAGUUUUUUUUUUCUAAAACCUUCCUAAAAUCCAUCUUUCUUGGCAUCGGACUCCUUCCCGUCUUCACCUUCUCAAAGACCCAAGUCAAGCAAACUAUCACUCCAGAAAACAGUAUUGGUUUUAGUUAACUGCAUUCCAAAAGUUAAACGUUUUUGGCCCCACGAAGCCUUGUAGGGUGGGUGACUGUCUCGAUUUGCCUGAGGCUGAAGGGGGUGCCAGGACAAUCCAGGGCAAAAGAAACCCUUGGGUGUGUCCUGGGGGAAGCAGAACCUAAGGCCGAAAAGGAGCCCAGCCGCAGGUUCCCUGCGGCCCAUCCAGCCCUCCCUCAUGGUAAGGUAUUACGGCUUGCCGGGGCCGCGCAGAGCUUUGGUGCAACACCAACGCCUCCGUCCCCAGGCAUAAAAAGAAACUGAGGCACAGCGAAGGCCCGGCCGAGUCCUCCGCCCCGCCCCGCCCCCCGCGGCUCCCCCAGGCCCGCUCCCGCCCCGCUCUGCCAGCUCCUUUGUCCUGGGCCGCGGUCUUCCUGCCUCCUCCACCGCCUCCGCCGCCGCCUCCUCGCCUCGGGCGCGGCUGACGCGGCGGGGUAGGAAUGCGUUUCCGGAGGGAGAGGACGGAGGCAGCGGCUUGGAGGAGCAGGAUCAGCCGCACAGAGAAGGAGGUGCCGCGGGGGUCGUUUCCUGCCAGGGGGCGGCUCUGGGCCGCCGAGUCUCCUCCUCCCGCCCCCAGGAGGAGGAGGAGCCGUAGCCGCCGCCGCCCGCCGCGCCCGAGACCCGGGAGGCCGCGCCAGCCCUCGGGAGAGACCCUGCGGGAGCCGCGGAGCAGCAGGCCCGAGCAGACCGCGCCGGGGCCUGGACGCCGCCCGGAGAAGAUGAAUUUACAACUGAUUUUCUGGAUUGGACUGAUCAGUUCAAUUUGCUGUGUGUUUGGCCAAGCAGAUGAAAAUAGAUGUUUAAAAGCAAAUGCCAAAUCCUGUGGAGAAUGUAUACAAGCAGGGCCAAAUUGUGGAUGGUGUGUAAAUUCAACAUUUUUACAAGAAGGAAUGCCUACGUCUGCGCGAUGUGAUGAUUUAGAAGCUUUGAAAAAGAAGGGUUGCCAUCCAGAUGACAUAGAAAAUCCCAGAGGCUCCAAAGAUGUAAAGAAAAAUAAAAAUGUAACGAACCGUAGCAAAGGAACGGCAGAGAAGCUCCAGCCGGAAGAUAUUACUCAAAUCCAGCCUCAGCAGUUGGUUUUGCAGUUGCGAUCAGGGGAGCCGCAGACAUUUACAUUAAAAUUCAAGAGAGCUGAAGACUAUCCUAUCGAUCUCUACUACCUUAUGGACCUCUCCUACUCUAUGAAAGACGAUUUGGAGAAUGUCAAAAGUCUUGGAACGGAUCUGAUGAAUGAAAUGAGAAGGAUUACUUCAGAUUUCCGGAUUGGAUUUGGCUCAUUUGUGGAGAAGACUGUGAUGCCUUACAUUAGUACAACACCAGCCAAGCUCAGGAACCCUUGCACAAGUGAACAAAACUGCACCAGCCCAUUUAGCUACAAAAAUGUUCUCAGUCUUACUGAUAAAGGGGAAGUAUUUAAUGAACUUGUUGGUAAACAGCGCAUAUCUGGAAAUUUGGAUUCUCCAGAAGGUGGCUUUGAUGCAAUCAUGCAAGUUGCAGUUUGCGGAUCAUUGAUUGGCUGGAGGAAUGUUACACGGCUGCUGGUGUUUUCCACGGAUGCUGGGUUUCACUUUGCUGGAGAUGGGAAACUUGGUGGCAUUGUUUUACCAAAUGAUGGACAGUGUCACCUGGAAAAUGAUGUGUACACAAUGAGCCAUUAUUAUGAUUAUCCUUCUAUUGCUCACCUUGUCCAGAAACUAAGUGAAAAUAACAUUCAGACAAUUUUUGCAGUUACUGAAGAAUUUCAGCCCGUUUACAAGGAACUGAAAAAUUUGAUCCCUAAGUCAGCAGUAGGAACUUUAUCUGCAAAUUCCAGCAAUGUAAUUCAGUUGAUUAUUGAUGCAUACAAUUCCCUUUCCUCAGAAGUCAUUUUGGAAAACAGCAAAUUGCCAGAAGGAGUAACAAUAAAUUACAAAUCUUACUGCAAGAAUGGGGUGAAUGGAACAGGGGAAAAUGGAAGAAAAUGUUCCAAUAUUUCCAUUGGAGAUGAGGUUCAAUUUGAAAUUAGCAUAACUUCAAAUAAAUGUCCAAAUAAGAAUUCUGAAAUCAUUAAAAUUAAGCCUCUGGGCUUUACUGAAGAAGUAGAAAUUAUUCUUCAGUUCAUCUGUGAAUGUGAGUGCCAAAAUGAAGGCAUCCCUAGCAGUCCAAAGUGUCAUGAAGGAAACGGAACGUUCGAGUGUGGAGCUUGCAGGUGCAACGAGGGACGUGUUGGUAGACAUUGUGAAUGUAGCACAGAUGAAGUUAACAGUGAAGAUAUGGAUGCUUACUGCAGGAAAGAAAACAGUUCAGAAAUCUGUAGUAACAAUGGAGAGUGUGUCUGUGGACAGUGUGUUUGUAGGAAGAGGGAUAAUACAAAUGAAAUUUAUUCUGGCAAAUUCUGCGAAUGUGAUAAUUUCAACUGUGAUAGAUCCAAUGGCUUAAUUUGUGGAGGAAAUGGCGUUUGCAAGUGUCGUGUAUGUGAAUGCAAUCCCAACUACACCGGCAGCGCCUGUGACUGUUCUUUGGAUACCACUUCAUGCAUGGCCACAAAUGGACAGAUCUGCAAUGGCAGGGGCAUCUGUGAGUGUGGCGCCUGUAAGUGUACAGAUCCAAAGUUUCAAGGGCCAACUUGUGAGAUGUGUCAGACCUGCCUGGGUGUCUGUGCUGAGCAUAAAGAAUGUGUUCAGUGCAGAGCCUUCAAUAAAGGAGAAAAGAAAGACACAUGCGCACAAGAAUGUUCACAUUUCAACAUUACCAAGGUUGAAAAUCGGGACAAAUUACCACAGCCAGGCCAGGUCGAUCCCCUGUCCCAUUGUAAGGAGAAAGAUGUUGAUGAUUGCUGGUUUUAUUUCACGUAUUCAGUGAAUGGGAACAAUGAGGCCAUUGUUCAUGUUGUAGAGACUCCAGAGUGCCCCACUGGUCCAGACAUCAUUCCAAUUGUAGCUGGUGUGGUUGCUGGAAUUGUUCUUAUUGGCCUUGCAUUGCUGCUUAUUUGGAAGCUUUUAAUGAUAAUUCAUGACAGAAGGGAAUUUGCCAAAUUUGAAAAGGAAAAGAUGAAUGCCAAAUGGGACACGGGUGAAAAUCCUAUUUAUAAGAGUGCCGUGACAACUGUUGUCAAUCCGAAAUAUGAGGGAAAAUGAGCACUACCCAUGCAAAUUUCACAGCACUGAAUGCAAAGUCGUAGUUUUCAUAGUCACAGUAAGGUAGAGCUAGGGCAGUAUCACCAUGGUUUUUCUCAUGUGCAGGUUUUGAAAAUGUACAAUAUGUAUAAUUUAAAAUUUUUUUUAUUAUUUUGAAAAUAAUGUAAUGAUGCCAGGGACUGACAAAAAACUUGAGACAGGAUGGCUAUCCUUGUCAGCUAAGGUCACAUUGUGCCUUUUCGACCUUUUCCUCCUGGACUAUUGAAAUCAGGCUCUUACUGGAUGAAAUGAUAUUUCUAGAGCGAUUGAAAGAGAGUAAAGUAAUGAGUAUGAUGAGAGUUUCUAUUAAGUAUUAAAAUUGAUUUUUAGCUUUACAGACAUGUCAGGUUUUAGUUACACAGAAUCCAAAGUAAAUAUCCUACUUAACUAGAAUUGUUUUAAAUUUGUUAUUUUGCUAUUUGCCUAUUAGAUGAGACUGAUGACACGUGAGUAUGUUGGGAAUUCCUGAUGUAAAAUACUUUUGGAAUAUUUGAUCUACAGAGGCCAUUGGAAAAAGUCACAAUUAGGAAGGGAAAACAUAGCUUUAAAACCUGUGUGCCAUUUUAAGAGUUACUUAAUCUUGGUAACUCUUAUGCCUUCUCUUUAGAAAAUCAAGCCUUGGAUAAAAGUAUCGGGAAAUUUUCUGCAGAAAAGUCCUUAAUUUAGCAUUAUUUACAUAAAGGCCUUACUUUACAUAAUUGCCGAAUUGAGGACCUUUGGGUGAAUUUAUUCGUUUUAUUUUGUUUAAAGCCUGGUGCUUUUUUAUCACCUCUUCUAAUCAUUUAAUGUAUUUGUUUGCAAUUUGGGGUAAGACUUUUUCUUUUUUUUAACCAAUACUUUUUCUUUGAUGUUCCAGCUGUAAAUUUGCCUUUUUAAUGAACAUGUGAAGUUGUCCUGUGACUUUCGCAACAGCUAUCACUUACGCACGUCUUACUUUCAGCACUGUAACAGACCACUGUAUAGUUCCUUCUCACCAUUUGCCCAUGUUGUUUCAUGCGAUUCACGUUCUUGUGUUAAGUGCCUUUUAAUUUUAACAGUUCACUUUUUACAUGCUGUUUACUGAAGUUAUUUAUUAAAUAAAAAUGCCUAAAAUAUUUAAA